AUGAAAGCCCAAGACUACACCGAUGCUUACUUCACCAUCGACGCCACUACCGGCCGCCUCUUGCUUGACAGCACUUUGCCCAUCUGUUGCUACUUCCCUGGCGAUGGCACCAGCGCAUUCACCGUAUGCGAUGCCAGCAAUUUCCCAGCGCAGGAGCAGUACCUCACUUGCGAGACACCUACCCCGGGUAGCCAGAUAGAAUGCACUGUGCCUCUGAUAACGUGCAGCCGGCUUACAUGUACUGCUCCUGGUACUCUCUGGGGCACUACAUAUAUUGGUCCCUCGGGUAAUGAUCUCGGUAUCAAAGCCCUUCUUGGCCCCCCUUCGAUGACAGGACACGUUCCUGUGCCAUUGAUAGUUACGUUUGACUCGGAUUAG
Messenger RNA from Fusarium verticillioides 7600, 378 nucleotides. RefSeq lists its product as hypothetical. NCBI's taxonomy places the organism in Eukaryota, Fungi, Ascomycota, Sordariomycetes, Hypocreales, Nectriaceae. The transcript has a single exon. The record is from RefSeq and is a predicted model, not a curated record. The coding region runs from base 1 to 378 and encodes 125 amino acids.